Molecule: messenger RNA, 182 nt
Organism: Geodia barretti
Lineage: Eukaryota; Metazoa; Porifera; Demospongiae; Tetractinellida; Geodiidae
Source: the annotation of a GenBank genome assembly
ACUACUGAAAAAUGGCCGCUUCCGCCGCUGUCUCGGCCAGCCUGUCAGAGUUAGAACUUACCGCUUGCCCAACGUCCGCCGAACUGGUCGGACGAUCGGGGCUGGCGCAUACGGCAAAUGUGGUUGAAGUCGCCAUACCCGAGCCCUCUGCGCUGCCAAAAGUACACACGACUUUUUCCUAG